Molecule: messenger RNA, 1111 nt
Organism: Phialemonium atrogriseum
Lineage: Eukaryota; Fungi; Ascomycota; Sordariomycetes; Cephalothecales; Cephalothecaceae
Exons: 3
Biological process (GO): positive regulation of transcription by RNA polymerase II
Cellular component (GO): nucleus
Molecular function (GO): sequence-specific DNA binding
Source: RefSeq, a predicted model, not a curated record
AAUUAACGCCCAAGAUAAAGAGGACUUCUCUGAUCCGCGCCAUUUUUGCGCCAGGGUUGGUCUUGCGCGGAUAACAGGAUACAUAUUGAGCGAGAUAUACUGUCUGCCCGGCCGGAAGAAGGACACUUUUGUCCAAAGGGUUCAUCGUAUCCUCAGCAGCCUCCGGAACUGGGAUGCCACGCUCCCAGAACAUCUGGCAUUUCGCUGGGACGAUUCGAACCGUCAUGUUGCCAGCCUCCACCUCUGCUACAACCAGUGCAUCAUCCACACCACCCGGCCAAUCCUCCUCCAUCUAUUCCGGACCCAGUUCCAUUUGAGCGGCCCCCGCAUCCAGGAGGAGCAGCAGCAGCAGCAGCCAUCGACCUUCUCGCCCACGACUACAGCACUAGCCGAUAGCUGCGUCAAUGCCGCCCGCACAUCCAACAAGAUCCUGUCCAAGCUCUUCGUCGAUGGCACACUGGCCACACUCGGAUAUUGGGAUGCACACUAUCUCUUCUCGUCCACCAUGAUCCUAAUCAUGUCGGCGGUCAUGGACCCUAACGUUGCCGUCUCCGACCCCGUGCAGACGGCGUUCAACUUGCUGCGCUCCAUGCGGGACGACGGCAACAUCCCGGCCAGCGACUACUGCGAUCGCCUUGCCUUCAUCCAGACGAGCCUCUCAGAGUUGGGGGAGGGGGCCAGAAGAAGAGAUGCUACAGAUGAGGGUCCCGCUGCCAAGAGCCCGACAGCCGCUCAUGCCGGCGGCCAGGAGGGGCAGGCAACUGGGCAUGAUUGGGGGUUUGAGAACAGCUGCCCGGGUGGAUUCGAGAGUCGGAAGUUGGAUGAUGAUUUUGACGCGCUGGCUAACCCCUACAUCGACGACUUUCUAGCAGAAAAGAGCUUUGCCUGGUCGUCUACCUCCUUCCCGGAUGGCAGCACUUUGCAGCAACUUGCCAACGAGCUCGGAGACAGCUUUAAUUUUCCGGAGCUUAACUAAUUUGAAAAACGGGUAACUGUACGAGGAGAGGUAGAAGACUAUCCACAUCGUGCUCCCUUGGUCAGAUUGUGCCAUCAUUGUUAAGUCGGCAUUGUGAAAUCGAGGCUCCUGUAGAGACAGGUCGAUGAUAGCCCC